This is a messenger RNA of Nannizzia gypsea CBS 118893, 447 nucleotides long. RefSeq lists its product as hypothetical. Lineage: Eukaryota; Fungi; Ascomycota; Eurotiomycetes; Onygenales; Arthrodermataceae. The transcript has 2 exons. The coding region runs from base 1 to 447 and encodes 148 amino acids. The record is from RefSeq and is a predicted model, not a curated record.
AUGAAUGGAAAGGACCAGCCCCCUGAGAUGCAUAAACAAGGAGUGGACGAGAAGAGGGAACGGAAGAGGCACACCGCAACAAGAAAUGAUUGCCAGUAUGGACCGGUUCCUCAUCAGCAACCAAUGACAGAAUCAGCAGAUGCAAGGGGUCUUUCAAGGAACUUUAAGCCCAUCCAGUUGAAUCUUGGCUCAACGGGGAGGAAGAAAACGGAGGUAAACAGGAACGCUGCUCCGUCCGCCAAUAUAGCAGCAAAAAAGAAAAGGAUAAAGGAAAAGAAAAAGGAAAACGAAAGGGAAAGAGAAAACCGAGGAGAGCGAAAAUCUGCUUCUCCCACAAACAGGGCAGGGGAACCAAAAGAUGAUCGACUGUCGCUGAUGUCCAUUGGACUUCAAGCGAGGCUGCAGUACGGAGUCCGUACCCAGAGUGCUAAUUUCAGACCGUUUUGA